Molecule: messenger RNA, 2855 nt
Organism: Paramuricea clavata
Lineage: Eukaryota; Metazoa; Cnidaria; Anthozoa; Malacalcyonacea; Plexauridae
Source: the annotation of a GenBank genome assembly
ACAAUAGAAAUCAGAGCAAAGUUUUGUCUGCUGUAAAUAAUGGCUUGUUGCCCAACAGAAGAGGAAUAUGGCUACGAACAUAGCAGGUUUGAUAGCCUGCGAGCAGGCUCUCAAAGUGAAAUGAGAACCUGCACUGAUGACAUACAAUUUUGAAUACCUGCCCAGUAACAUUUGUUUUUCCAAAUAUGGAAUGUCUAUCCUUAUAUGGUGUUGUUUACAACUUUCGUGCAAACUAAAUUUAGACCGUACAGUUUAAAAAGAUGGCCAAGACCAAUUUGAUCAAUUGAUGUGUUUUUUUAUGCAUCAGUGCUUCAGCAGUUGAGUCAGACAUAAUAUAUAGAGCUCAGUGGAAACAUAUAAAUUAUAGCAUCUGACCAAUGAGAAUUUUGCGUCCCGAUUCGAGACACAGAUAUUCAAAAUUGUAUGCGAUCAGUGCAGGCUCUCAUUUCACCUUGAGAGCCUGCUUGCAGGCUACAGGUUUGAGAAAGAUGUUGACGAAAACUUUCAUUGCCUGAUCUGGUACAAUGUUGUUAAAGAACCAAGGAUGUGUAGAAAUAAUUAACAUGUCUUUUGCCUCUAGGCCAAAUAAAAGUAAUAGUUGGUUCCAGAUUUCCGACUGACCUGUCAAAAAUAUGACCGACCAUAAACAUUUUAUUGACAUUUUCCAGUAGAGAUCAUCUUAUCGUAAAUAGUCAUCAGACUCAUUUGUCUACAAAUUAUUUUGUUUGCUUAUAAUUUAAUCAUUAUCUAGUCAUGUUAAUCAUAGUUUUACACAAGAAACAGUUGAAUAAAAUAUUAGAAACGUACAUUAUUCUGACAUUGCAGCUACUGCUGAAAAAAGACGAAAACGCCUUGAUGUGUUUAUUUCUCACGAAACACAUGUAGCUUGCGGGUGAUCCCGUUAUUGCAUACUUGAGAUAAAAUAUUUUUAAAAUAAAAUGCUUUUCCAACCUACCUACCCAUAUAAAACAUGGCUGUGAAACCUGAAACCAACAAUUAUUUUUAUUUGGCCCUAGGAAAUAUAGGAAAGUGAACUGUCAUGACUGUGGACAGAUACAGGAAGAUAUGGGGACAUUAAAAGGAAGCUUAUUAGAACUGGAUGGGCAAGUGAAAACAGUGAGAGACAGCAAUGCUGAAGUUAGGAAAGAAAUAAAAGAUUUGAAAGAAAAUCUUUCCAAAGUGAACAAAGACGUGGACGAAGUCAAAGUCAUGAUGAGUCAAAUGUUAGAGAAGUUUAAUAUGCUUGAACUGCUCAGCAAACUGCCAUCUCCAGCCGAGGGAAUGUUCAAUACACCUAGGGAAGAUAUUUUGAUUGCUGGUGGCUUGGGUGCGAAACAAAAUGCAGAAAUAUUUUCCUGGGAGAAAAAUGGUUGGUAUGAGAUUUCGCAAAUGAUUGAAGAACGUGAAGGAGCUUCAUCAUUUUUUUAUAAUGAUCAGCUAUUCGUUGUUGGGGGACCGUAUACUAAGACAAUAGAGACCUUGAAUCUCAAUGAAUUACCUUUGAAAUGGAUGGAAUUUUCUGACGAAUUUCCUUAUCAAAGUUAUUAUCAUCAAACUGUUGUUUGCCAACAGAGUGUUGUUCACAUUGGUGGUUAUAAUGAUACCGAUUGUAAAGACUCUAACAUGAUUAGUGAAUUGCAAUUUACCUCACCCUGCACACUGAAAGAGUUGUGCCAAAUGCCCCAGCCACGAACUUGUCAUGGCGCUGAAGCUUUUGAAGAUAAAGUGUUGAUCUUGGGAGGAAUGGAUGAUAAUAAUGAUGUUUUAGAUAGUGUGUUGGAGUUUGAUCCAGAGAAGAAUGAAUGUAAGGAGCUGCGAUCAUUACCACAUCCCAUGAAGAGAAUGGCAACAGUUCGCUGGAGAGAUCAAGUGGUUGUACUUGGAGGUUGUGAUAAGGAUGAUCAAGUUCUGAAUGAUGUUUUCAUGUAUGACUGCAAGACGGGCAAGAGCGCAGCCCUACCAUCCAUGUUGGAGAAGAGAGAUUAUUGUUGUGCAGUUAUUACUGGAAAUACAAUUGUAGUCAUGGGAGGUGAGAAUGAUGAUGAUAGAUUCAGUUCAGUGGAGUGUUUUACGAUGGGAGGUUCUACAUGGAAGUAUCUUCCCAACAUGAGUAAGAAAAGGUGGGGAGGAGUUGCUCAAGUUCUUCCCUCAACAAGGAAAUAUGAGUAAGUUUGACAUUUAAUGUUUGUCCGCAAAUUUAUAUUAGAUCGUUUUGUUCAGAGGUAAAAUUCCACGUAUUUCUCUACCUAAGCUGGGAUUUCUGACCGAGGGUAAUGUAAUACGAAUAGCAAAGUUUCUUGAAGCAACAUGCAAAAGUUGAUUCCAACGCCAUGUUAUAUGAUUAAAAUGUUUUUGUAUAUUUUCUUGUCCCUUACACUGUAGCUAAGUUAUACCCAAACAAUUUCGUUAAACCAGCCUUUGUUGCAGCUGAAGCCAUUGUGACAUGUUCGUAUUGCUAUGUAAAUUAUUUUAAAGUAAAAAAAACUGCUAUUGAUACACAAUUGUUAGAAUUAAAAACAUUAAUUGACAAGUCCUUAUUUUGGGGGCUAUAAGCACAUUUUCCUUUUUGGCACUGAAUUACUUUAGCACCAGUGUAUUUCAAGAAAAGUAGACUGCACUUAAUCAAUCGAUAGCUUAACAUAUGUAUGUAUGUCUUUCAUGGAAAAUAAAGUACAAUUUUUAAUCAUAUAAUCUCAGGUUUCUACAGAAAUUGUUCAUCUUGUCAAUAAUAAGAAAGCUGUGGAUACAACUACCUUUGCAGAUACAACUACCUGAAAAAUACAAGCAGAACUUCGUCGUUUCUGGCGAAGAUCCUUCGUCGUGAAGUUAGUAGCCAUUAAUCCUUGUAUUUUUCA